AUGACCGUCACCUGUAAGGAGUGCAAGAUCGAGGUGGCCAGCAGGGCUGCUCUCGCAGAGCACUGGCGGGAGAAGCGGGAGGGGGGUAAGAAGCACUACCAUUGCCGCCAAAAACCGUUCCAAGCUAAUCUCCUCGAGUUCCACGCGGCUAAGCAGGACCUUGGCUGCCCUGGUUGUCAUGAGCGAUUCCUUUCAGCGAGCGGUCUAAUCGAACAUAUCGAGAAAAAUCGCUGCACCAGAGUUAGGAACGAUGACUAUGCCGCCCGACGCGAGGAAAAGCUCGCUUUUACGAGAGAGUUGGAGCGCCGCGAAUAUGAAGACCCCGAUCUCCCGGGUCCGAGGCCCGGGCUGCCCGGGAGUUCAGCCACCGGAAACGGAGCACUUGACUUCACGCAGUAUCUCUCCGUGGCCACCAAUAUCGGCGUAAAGGCCCAUCCCGCAGGGAAACAGCUCGCAAGCGCAUGGGCUGCGAAGAAGAACCUCUUUCCGGAUGCCCCUGCCCCGGUCCGGCCGCCCCCCGGGGAAGAUGUGCAGCCGGUGGUAGCCAAAGAGUCGAGAUGGUCGGAGCAUGACCCUCGGAACCCGGGCUGGAAUGCCCGCAAAUAUUUUGUGACCUACCUUAACAAGUACAAGUGUCCACACGACCGCUGCCCCAAGUCGUUUCCGAGCGUGGCAGGUCUUCGGGGUCACCUUCUCUCGGGGCCACACACUGGCCUGCACAAAGUGCAGUGCCCCCGGUGCUUCAAGUGGUUCAACACCAUGGCGGCCAUAACGGCGCACGCCGAGUCGCAGAGCGUGCGUUGCGAUCUUCACAGGACCGACGGCUACCGGCAGUUGCUUGACCAAAUGACGGCGGGCAUGAUCGACACGGCGGGCAAGCACGAGGACGGCACGUUGAAGUAUACCGUCCCCGACGCUGCUCGCCAAUAUUUCGGCACCUCACAGGGAAAGUGGGCUGCGGAAGUACGCAAGCAGCAGCGCGGCUGGGGCUCCACCGACGAGGCGGAGGGUGAUGGUGGUGAGCAAGCUCCGAAGCAAGACUAG
Messenger RNA from Chaetomium fimeti, 1044 nucleotides. RefSeq lists its product as uncharacterized. The transcript is spliced from 4 exons. The record is from RefSeq and is a predicted model, not a curated record. The coding region runs from base 1 to 1044 and encodes 347 amino acids. NCBI's taxonomy places the organism in Eukaryota, Fungi, Ascomycota, Sordariomycetes, Sordariales, Chaetomiaceae.